This is a messenger RNA of Lingula anatina, 797 nucleotides long. RefSeq lists its product as uncharacterized. NCBI's taxonomy places the organism in Eukaryota, Metazoa, Brachiopoda, Lingulata, Lingulida, Lingulidae. The record is from RefSeq and is a predicted model, not a curated record.
UACUGAUCUUUGCGUGAUGUGUAGCGGACCGGACGUUUGCUGGCUGUGUUCUGGGAUCGUGAGUUGUCAUGCCAACACAGUGUGUACUACCUGCAAUAAAGGGUCAAAAAGUGGAGACCCAGCCGGGAACACCUGGCUACAGAAAGUGGUUCCCAUUUGCCUCUUCCUUGCCAGUAUCUUUGUCUCCUUGGUGACCGUGGUUGUGGCUCUGUACCGGCGACAAAAGAGGGCGCUGCAGCUCAGGACGCACCAGUCGCUGAUCGGUGCCUUAGAGGUAAACUCGGAAUGUCGUUGCCUCGGUGCCCAAAUCAACCAAACCGAAGUCUCGUUGUGUCAGUGCGAAUCCUCGGGAUUCAAGGUCAUUUUUAGGACAAGGGUGGUGGAUCAAGGGAACGGUGACAGUAACAAAGCGGCCGUUUGUGAACUUCGAGACGAAGGAGUUUUAUCGGAGCGUGGUUGUGUUGAUGAAAGCUGUGCUAAUCACCCGAGCAACAUCCAGACCGCUGAAGGUAUUGGAUCGUCUUGUGUAGAGACACAUGCCGGGGAAAUGAUAACACAGGGGGUUGAGACCGCGUUUUGUGACAAAUGUCAUAGAUUCGCAAGACAGUCUGUCACGAACUCUCAGCAGGAGAGCGCAAACCACGGCAAUGUCGCUUUUAGCGUCUCAAUUGACAGUGUGAUCUCUAGAAAUGACAAUGUUUCCUUUCCAACCCAAAGUUCAACGGAGGUGAAUUCUGAGCCAACAGACAGCCGUUUGUUCGAUCGGGUGUUGUUUUCAUCUGGCUUGCGUUAACGGA